AUGGCAACCAAUUCGCCCAACCCUCUACCUUUCUCCGAACCGCCCUACCUCCGCGGUCUGCCAUCACCAUACUACAGCGAGUCGCAUCUGGAAUUCCAGAAGAAAUGCCGCGCCUUCCUUUACGAAAAUCUCCAUGUACACGCCCUCGAGUACGAGCGCGAGGGCUUUGUUCCCGAGCAUGUCUUUGAGACGUUCGCAAAACACAACAUGAUUCUUCCCAACCUUCCAGCUCCAUUGCCCGUGCAGUGGCUGAAGAGACUUGGCAUCAAUGAUAUUUUGGGAGUCAAAGUCGAAGAGUGGGAUUAUAUACACACAGGAAUUUACACCGAUGAAAUGUCUAGGUCCGGUCUCUCAGGCCCCUCUACCUCGUUAACGGCCGGCAUGGCAUUCGGAAUUCCACCAAUCAUAAAAUUCGGCUCUCCUGAACUCCAAGAACGAUUUCUGCCGGAUCUGUUGACGUGCAAAAAGAGAAGCUGCAUUGCCAUUACGGAGCCUGAUGCGGGAAGCGACGUGGCCAAUAUCACGACAACCGCCGAAAAGUCCGCCGACGGAAAAGAAUAUAUCAUUAAUGGCGCGAAGAAAUGGAUUACCAAUGGAAUCUGGGCCGACUAUACCACCAUGGCUGUCCGUACGGGCCCUCCGGGCUCUGGGGCAGCCGGUCUGUCUCUGAUUGUGGUGCCUCUAAAGGACCAGGCCGGUGUAAACAGGCGCAAGAUUAGGAUCUGCGGCUCGGAAACGUCAGGUACCACUUACAUCGAACUCGACGAUGUGCGCGUGCCCGUAUCCAACCUGGUCGGCACAGAAGGCGCCGGCAUGAAGUACGUGAUGACCAACUUCAACCACGAACGGCUCACGAUCGCCGUUGGAAUCGUACGACAAGCCCGCGUUGCGCUGUCGACCUCGUUUGAAUACGUCCUCCAGCGAGAGGCUUUCUCCCAACCACUGAUUGCACAGCCCGUCGUCCGUCAUCGACUAGCCAAGGCUGGUGCAGAGCUGGAGACUCUCUCUGCCUGGGUUGACCAGUUCCUCUACCAGAUGACCAAGCUGAGCAAGCAGGAUGCCGAUCGAGAGCUCGGCGGAUUGACGGCUCUGGCUAAGGCCAAGGCCGGUAUGGUGAUCAACGAAUGCGCGCAGUGCGCAGUGCUUCUAUUUGGAGGAAAUGGUAUGACGCGCACGGGGCGAGGAGAGCUUGUUGAGCGGAUAUACAGAGAUGUCCCCACGGCGAGGAUCCCCGGUGGAUCGGAGGAUGUGUUGUUGGAUUUGUCUGUGCGGCAACUUGUCAAGAAUUACCAGAAUGGCCUCAAGAAACUGCAACGGGGGUCUAAAAUGUAG
Talaromyces rugulosus is the source of this 1332-nucleotide messenger RNA. RefSeq lists its product as uncharacterized. The transcript has 3 exons. The record is from RefSeq and is a predicted model, not a curated record. The coding region runs from base 1 to 1332 and encodes 443 amino acids. NCBI's taxonomy places the organism in Eukaryota, Fungi, Ascomycota, Eurotiomycetes, Eurotiales, Trichocomaceae. Gene Ontology annotation, molecular function: flavin adenine dinucleotide binding; oxidoreductase activity, acting on the CH-CH group of donors.